Molecule: messenger RNA, 2118 nt
Organism: Xenia sp. Carnegie-2017
Lineage: Eukaryota; Metazoa; Cnidaria; Anthozoa; Malacalcyonacea; Xeniidae
Exons: 3
Coding region: 1-2118 (705 amino acids)
Source: RefSeq, a predicted model, not a curated record
AUGAGGGAGGCAAGGCUUAAACUAGAGAAAGAAAUGCAUCAGGCGAGAAUUGAGCAUGAGAUGGCUAUGAAGAAACGGGAAAUACAACGACGUCGAGAUGAGCUUCGGAAGCUUGAAGAAGAAGUUUUUGGUAAUGAUAUUGAACAUCAACUGUCGGACAGGGAAAGUAGUAGUAACGCUCGUGAACCAGAUAAAAACCCAGUCCAGCAACCUUCAACCCCAAUCGACAGAAGCAGUUUAAGUCAGCGCUUGGCGAUACCUCCUACCGGAAAUUGUGUACCCCAAGAAAGUAUAAUAACCAGUGGAACUGGAUGUCAAACUCAGCAAAGCUUGCAACGAGACAAUUCGUCGCAGUUACAAUAUCUAUUAGAGAAGCAGCAGAUUACGAUGGACGAAGUAGUGAAGGGAUUAAGAAUGCCUCAAAGGAAAUACAUGAGUUUUGAUGGCGAACCUCGCAACUUUCCGUUGUUCAUGAAGAAUUUUGAAGUGAAUGUCGAGAGUAAAGAAAGUAAUGAUGCAGAUCGACUGAAUUACCUUAUUCAGUAUUGUAAAGGAACAGCAAGACAAGCGAUAGAGCAUUGCAUCAUUAUGCCUCCGGAUCAAGGAUACAAGCGUGCUAAGGAAAUCCUGAGAAAAAACUUUGGUCGAAAUCACAUCGUAACCCAAGCAUUCCUUGAGAAAGUCUUGAAUGGACCGCCAAUUAGAGUAAACGAAGCCGAGAAAUUGUCGCAGCUAGCAAGAGAUAUGGAAACGUGUCUCCUUGGUUCUAUUCAGUUAGGAAAUCGGGCAAGUAUCAAUUCGAUGGACACUCUGGGAAGGGUAGUUAGCCGCCUUCCAAUGCAUCUCAAGUCAAAAUGGGCUGAUAAAGCAAGCCAUAUGUACGACAAUCACAUCACACCAGAUUUCUCUCAUUUAACUGAAUUCAUACAAUCCCGCGCAGCCGUGGCUAGUACGUACUUUGGUCAAAUGAUUACCUCGAAAAAUGAAACCCGAAAGGAUGGAACUGACAGAUUGAAGAAGAAAUCCUUCUUGUUUAGUGGGAAUAGCACAAACUUAGCAACUCACAGCCAGAGAAUAUUUGACAGUAGUGAAUCAAAGGAAGAAAUUUAUCCUGCGUACUAUGCAAAGCAACGACAAGACCUAGUAAAGACGCACAAAGUUUGUCAUGCUUGCUUGAGCCCAGGACAUUUCGUGAAAGACUGCAGAGGUGCCCGCAUAUGCGGUGUUGAAGGUUGUCAGAGAAGGCACCAUCCUUUGUUACACUCAUCCGAAAUAAAGGCUAAGGAUUCUAAAUCAAGUGAAAGGAGUAAUCCAAAUCCUGAACCAUCUGAAAGCGACAGCCAAUCCAAAGCACUCCCAACGUCUGGAGUUGGCGCGACAAAUUCAUCAUAUAGCAGUUGUCGUAUAGGUUUGCAAGUUAUUCCAGUUAAGGUCAGCGCACCCUAUGGUAGUCGUGUGAUAGAAACUUAUGCGUUCUUAGACAGCGGCUCCAACACAACCAUGUGCUUAACCAGUUUAGCUGAAGAUCUUGGAGCCGAUUGCUCACCCAUCGAAUUCACGUUAGCGACUGUUUCAGGCAGCCACAAAAGUAAGGGUCAACAGUUAUCUCUCGAUGUGGUUGGAGUAUCCACGGGCAAAGGUGUCAGACUAGAUAAAGUUUGGACGACCAACACUCUUCCUGUUGCUCUAGAAAGUAUUCCCACGAACACUGAUGUAAAGGGUGGUCUCACCUUAAAGGCUGCGUUCUGGGAAAAGAAAUCAACCCUACGCAAUACGGACAAUCCUCGGUUGGACGGUGAUGGGACCUCUGAAGGAAAACCUUAUCAAGAAGCUCAGAUGAACUUCAUUCAUGUUGAUCAAGCUCUUGGGUGUAUGGAAAGGGAAGAUGGUAUGAGUUCCAUUCGUCAGCAAUUGCAAAAUCUCUACAAUUCAGAGUUUAGCGAGUCGGCUGCUGACGUUAAAGAAUGUCUGUCGGUCGAGGAUCGUCGCGCAAAGGCAAUAAUGGAUAGAACUGUCAAGCUAGAAAAUCAUCAAUAUGAAAUUGGUCUUCCUUGGAAAUACGAUGACCCACUCUCCCGUACAAUAAGUCUAUGGCUGAAAGGAGACUUGCUUAUUUGA